UGCUUCUUCUAUAAUAUUUAAUAAAGAAACUGCGACUAUUUUAAAUCAAGCUCGUUCUCGUUCAAUUGUUGUAGAUUUGGAUAAAACAGAUUCGGUGAUUAUAAAAGUUAAUAGUGAAGGAAAAAAAUUAAAACCAUACCAAUCAGAUGAUUCAGAAUUAUCUAACAAUUUAAAAUCUGAAGAAUCGGAAAAUUCUGAUUCAGAGAUUGAUAUUUUAUCUCUACAAUCAACUAACAAUGAAACAAAUAGUGUUCCCCUUCCUUGUCUUGAUAAUAUUCUCUUGAAUGAUAAUACUCCAGAGAUUACCAAUACUCCUGAGCAAGUUGGUAUUAGUGACAAUAGUUCAUUAUAG
Racocetra persica is the source of this 352-nucleotide messenger RNA. NCBI's taxonomy places the organism in Eukaryota, Fungi, Glomeromycota, Glomeromycetes, Diversisporales, Gigasporaceae. The record is from the annotation of a GenBank genome assembly.